AUGAGUUAUACCCAAAGAGCUCUUCUCAAGACGCAUGAGACUGCCACCAGCCUUUCAUACGCUUCCAUGACACCGAAAGAAUCACAAGCAGGUGCCAUGUUCUGCUCCUCUUCUUUCGAGAAUCUCAAGGUCUUCAUUGCCAUGUGGAGUUUUGGCGUGGGCUGCAAGUGA
Messenger RNA from Alternaria arborescens, 171 nucleotides. RefSeq lists its product as hypothetical. Bases 1 to 171 code for a protein of 56 amino acids. The record is from RefSeq and is a predicted model, not a curated record. The transcript has a single exon. NCBI's taxonomy places the organism in Eukaryota, Fungi, Ascomycota, Dothideomycetes, Pleosporales, Pleosporaceae.